AUGGCCGUCGUGUGGACUCCACUCGAAUCGAAUCCAACUGUCAUCAAUCCGAUGAUCGAAAAAAUGGGAGUGAGUGGCGUCAAGACGGUCGAUGUACUGUUCUUCGAAGACGAUUCUAUCGGACAACCGCAGCAUGCCGUCAUUCUUUGCUUCCCGGAGUAUAAGAAGAAAAUCUCCAACGCAUGCGGAACAUUUGCUCUCUUCCACUCGCUUGCCAAUCUAGAAGACCGCAUCAACCUGGGUGAUGGAGCUUUCGCUAAAUGGCUCGCAGAGGCCAAGAAGGUUGGCGUGGAUGAGCGUUCGGAUCUUCUUGCAAACAAUGCCGAGCUGACUGCAAUCCACGCUGCUGCUGCCACUGCUGGACAAACUGAUCCAAGCGGAGAGGUUGAGCAUCACUUGGCUCGUACGUUGAACAUAGCCCAAUCCUUUAUUCAGCGGAUAAGUUAG
Molecule: messenger RNA, 447 nt
Organism: Caenorhabditis briggsae
Lineage: Eukaryota; Metazoa; Nematoda; Chromadorea; Rhabditida; Rhabditidae
Exons: 5
Coding region: 1-447 (148 amino acids)
Biological process (GO): ubiquitin-dependent protein catabolic process; protein deubiquitination
Cellular component (GO): cytoplasm
Molecular function (GO): cysteine-type deubiquitinase activity
Source: RefSeq, a predicted model, not a curated record